AUAUAACUCAUCCAUAUAAUACAUUCUGAGGCCUUAUUCACCAACGUUACUUUGCCCUUGUUAGCUUGGUUCAUUUAUACGAGAUAAAGGGCGUACUCCUGAUCGAAGACAACGUUUUUGGCAGAACACCGGGGCUUGUCACGUGACGUUCUUGGAUUCAAAACAAACUAGAACAGAAAAGCGGGGCGGGGUGAAAUUAACUAUGACCCAAAAUACAAAAAAAGAUAAAACGUUGAUUUUCAUUUACUUAAAUUUCACAUAAAUUUUUUAAAUUGCAGAAUCGUUUUUAUGUUAUAUCUUUUGAAUCAGUAAAGUUAUAUAGUGGCCAGAAAAUAUAUUUUACCAGAUUUCAGAUACUGUCAGCAUUGCUAAACUGCUCUAACAGUAAUACAUCACCUAUUGAAGAGUUAUUUGAAAGUACCGCAGCAAUUUCCUAAUGUUGUGAUUUCUCACACAUAGACAGACUGAUACAUCCCAGAUGUAUCAUGGGAAAAUAACGCUACCGUGGGUCAUUCAUCCACUCUGCAGUAAGAGUAUAUAACUCCUAAAUCUAAGUGGUACUGGCAUUAUCCUGGUACACAAUAAUACCAAUGCAAUGUUCAUUAUGUGUCUAUUCUAUUCUGUUCUAUUCUAUUAUAUUUAAAUAAGAUUAAUACAUAAAAUCAGCUAUAAUCAAACCUCUUCUAAAUAUUUCAACAGCGCGAAAGUUCAGUUACAGCUUAUCGCCACUAGAAUACUAGAAUACUGUCGCUUCUAGCGUGUAAUUUCAGGUUUUAGCCACUGCAUGGCGCAAAAUCCCCGUCCCCGCUUAUCUUCAGACCCAGUAAGCAGUUCCUGCUUGUCGCCACUGGAGGGAGCGAAUGCCUCUCCUCGUUCAUAUUAGGGCAAUAAAAACUGAGUUUGUAGCUCGCUGAGUUUAGCAUUUUGACUUCACACAACUAUCGUGUCCAACACUGUUACAUAGACACAGUUUUAACUGUGUUCUAAGCUAAAUAAAAAUUGAAAAAGCCUUUUGGAGAGAGAGUUUCCCGGUUGCUAAUGCCAAAAUGCCAUGACAUUUUAUUUUGAAAGAAUUUACAGGAAAUGCACACAUCUAAUAUUUGUACUGUGCCUCGGCCAGCCUGUCGACUGGCCUGACCACAUCUCCCACAAUGCAUGUGUUCGUUUCCUUAGAAACGGAUUGUUGGUACUCUGUUAGACUCAAAGGACAAGAAGCACUUUUUCCUGCAUUAUUGGUUGACUCUUUCCCUGGUGACACUAUGAACGGAGCACCAGUGGAUUUAUCCUUCAAAAAUAUCAGCAAACUGACUGAUGCUCUCAUGGAGGAGCCUAAGAGCAGCCUGCGGCCUUUAAAAAGAAAUGCAGAGGGGAAAUACAUCAGCUGUUCCCUGCGCCUCAGUAAUAAUUCCAUCACUGACCUGUGUGACCUCCAGAAGACUGUUAGCCACUUCCUGGCUGAACCCUCACACCUUGCCUGGCUCGACCUUUCCUUCAACCAAAUCUCACAUAUAGACCAGGCUUUGUGCAAGAUGCAUGAACUCCGUGUGUUAUACCUUCAUGGAAACAACAUUUACUCUCUGUCAGAGCUGGACAGGCUGGGAGCCCUGCCACAUCUUCACUCUAUAACUCUGCAAGGAAAUCCAGUAGAGACAAAUAAAACUUACAGGAAUCGUGUGAUUUCAGCUCUGCCUCAGUUAAAGACGGUGGACUUCAGCGCCGUCACACAGCAGGAGCGAGUCCUGGCAAAGCUGUGGCAUCAAGGAAACAGCCGUAGCAAACGCAGUGAAAAGAGAGUCUAGUCGAUGUUCUCGGUCAUUUCUUGCAAAA
Messenger RNA from Nothobranchius furzeri (turquoise killifish), 1827 nucleotides. RefSeq names its product leucine rich repeat containing 51 (gene lrrc51). The record is from RefSeq and is a predicted model, not a curated record. NCBI's taxonomy places the organism in Eukaryota, Metazoa, Chordata, Actinopteri, Cyprinodontiformes, Nothobranchiidae. Gene Ontology annotation, molecular function: protein binding.